Capsicum annuum is the source of this 811-nucleotide messenger RNA. Its product is annotated as non-specific lipid transfer protein GPI-anchored 3. The record is from RefSeq and is a predicted model, not a curated record. Lineage: Eukaryota; Viridiplantae; Streptophyta; Magnoliopsida; Solanales; Solanaceae. Bases 171 to 629 code for a protein of 152 amino acids. The transcript has 3 exons.
CUACUUUUAAGAGACGUACAACUGUAAAAUGGACAAGCGAUAGUAGUGCAUGUCAUCCCAACCCAAACUGUUCUACUACAAAUGUAGCAUUUACUUCCCACAACAACACUCCCAACUCAUACAACAAAGAAAGUACUCCCACCUUUUUCACGAAAAAAGAAAAAAAAAAUAUGUUGACCUCCAGAUUCACGUGGCUGAUCACGGUGGCACUCACGGCGGCGCUACUGUCGGCAGCCACCACUUCAGCCCAAACGCCGCCGUCGUGUGCUUCUAAGUUAGUGCCAUGUGCACCUUUUCUUAACUCAACUAAACCACCAGCUACUUGCUGUGAUCCACUUAGAGAAGCUGUUACUAAAGAUCUUGACUGUCUUUGCAAGCUUUAUGAAAAUCCAACUUUGUUGCCUUCUCUUGGUAUUAAUGUUACUCAAGCUAUUGGUCUGCCUAAAUAUUGUGAUAUCCCUGGUGAUGUUUCUGCUUGUAAAGCGGCUGCUCCAGGUUCAAGUUCUCCAUCUGAGAAAGCGCCACCAGUCACCACCCCAGCUUCAAAAGAUAAAAACGGUGUGAGCAAAGUCGCAUGGACUGGAAUGUCAAGCUUAGUCGUUCCCAUUGCUUCUUUCGUGCUUGCUUAAUUCACUGAUUGUGUUCUUCAAGUAUUGGGAAAUGUUGAUGAAUUUCUUUGCUUCAGUAGAUGGCACUCCAAGACUUUUUAUCACUUUUAUGUAUGGAAUUUUCCAUUGUAUUAUCUGUUCAGAUGAAUUAAAUUGAUGUACGAGUUGGAGGAGAUAAUUUUAAUUUUCCGCGAUUCUUGCUA